Sitodiplosis mosellana (orange wheat blossom midge) is the source of this 762-nucleotide messenger RNA. RefSeq lists its product as uncharacterized. Lineage: Eukaryota; Metazoa; Arthropoda; Insecta; Diptera; Cecidomyiidae. The record is from RefSeq and is a predicted model, not a curated record. The transcript has 2 exons. The annotation marks the transcript as partial.
AUGAUUCGUCUUGAACAGAUAGCCGCCACCGAAGAGCCGCCUCGCAAAAAGGUAGCCGUUAGACUUGAUUUUGAAGUAGCAAACCUGUACAAUCGAUCGCAACCGAGAGAUGUAAUCAAUCGUGAAAUAAGUGCCAUAUUGACAACAGAAGAUCCGAGCGACGAUGACGCAAUAGAUAUGAUUUUCGAAGAGUGCGAAAUUGAUCCGAAAAAUGAUGUCGAAAGUGAACAACGUGUUGGGUCAAAUAAUUCUAACGUGUUGGGUCAAAUAAUGCCACAAAUUUCAGUCGAACAUGGUCACCAGUCAUUUGACCUAAGUGCCAUCAGGUGUGCUGCGCAUACCCUGCAAUUAGUAGUGAAAGAUGCGCUGAACAAUAUGCCUCAAGAAACGAAGAACAUAAUAUUGCUGUGCCGACGAGUUGCUAAGAUCCUUAGGUUGGAGUCAACCAAGUAUCUACUUGAAGGAUCUGGCAUUCAAUUGAAGAAGCCCAAACUGGACGUUGAGACUCGAUGGGGCUCAACUUACGUUAUGUUGUAUGAAUUGGCGAAUUCGCAGCAAAUUAUCGAGCACAUUGCGAUGGUAGCAGGAAUGAAGAGAAAAUACCGCGAAUUUCCAUUGCUGCUAAAUUCAUGGCGAGUAUUGAAGGAAGUCAUUUAUAUUCUGAAGAUACCGUAUGAAGCAAUGCUCUGUUUACAAAGUCGUAAACUGACAUUGUCGGAUACAUUUGGGAAAUGGCUGGAAGUUAAAUUACACAUGCAGAAG